This is a messenger RNA of Pyricularia pennisetigena, 330 nucleotides long. RefSeq lists its product as uncharacterized. Gene Ontology annotation, molecular function: protein binding. The record is from RefSeq and is a predicted model, not a curated record. Bases 1 to 330 code for a protein of 109 amino acids. NCBI's taxonomy places the organism in Eukaryota, Fungi, Ascomycota, Sordariomycetes, Magnaporthales, Pyriculariaceae. The transcript is spliced from 2 exons.
AUGCGAGGGCUUGUGUGGGCGGAGAUGGCCUUCCCGGUCGACCAUUUCAGCGUCAAUGAAAACAUGCAAGAAGAUAAGAGGACGUUUGAGACCCCAUCGAUGAGAGAUCAGCGUCGUGAGAGGUGUCUAUGGCUCGCUUGCCAAAUCGCCCAGAUUGGAACGUCAGAAGACGGGGUCAAAGAGGGACGUUGGGUCACGUAUGAUGCCGACACAAAGAAAUUUCGACCGGCUGCUCAGUACGUGUCGGACGUUGAAAUACGUCCUCCCGUCACCAAGGCCACGUACGAGGAUGUCCUCCCAGAGGAGCCCACAUUGUGGGGCGAUUGCUAG